GGAAGUGAUCCACUUUUUGUGGAUGGAUGCUUGAAAGCUUCUUCUGGGAAGUUAAAUAAAAUAUUUCAAGAGCAAGUUGGCUACGUGACUGUGAACAACCAGCAGACUAAAGAAAAGUGAUGAUUAAGAUUUUGUAUGCCCGUUAAGUUCUUAAAAUUAAUAUAUAUUACUUAUUUGAAAUCGUCAAACAAGGAUUAUCUUUUGGGGCUGUUCGGUGUCAAUAUUUUUGAAGGAAAAGGAAGUCUUUCCGUUGUUAAAAGGGGUAAUUUUCUGACGUGGCAUAUGAAAUCCUCAGCCUUUUCAGUUGAGAAUAUCUUAUCCAACUCAUAAAGUCUAGAAAACAUGUUGACCCAAAGAAAAAUAUCUCACUCAUUCUUCCACUGCCAAUCAAUUAUCCAUAUUUUCUCCCAACAAAAAAGAAAAACCCAGAUAAGGUUAUAUAUCUAUAACAUAUGAUAUCUAGUGCUAAUGUGUGCAUGAAUUAAAGAGAAAGUAGAGAAGAUGUCAGAAGCAGGGCAUUUUCUUUCACCUGGCAGAGCCAUUAAAAGCAUUUCCAGCUUGUAUUCAGCACCGUUUCUGUCUCAUACUCCCAAAACUGUUGCUAUUGUUUCAAGAAGAAAAGAUUUUACAAUGGUAAAUACCAUCCUUGUUUACACCUAUAGUAUAUUUCUCUUGAGUGUUUUAGCAGUUAGCAUAGCUGCAACUACUACCCAGUUGGCUAUCCAUGGAUGGCUUUCAGUUCAUAUAACCAAACAAAGUUGUAGUAGGACUCCACGUAGUCUGAUCUCAAUAUCAACAGCAGAUGGGAAAUGGCAUGGAAAGUGGAACUGUGAUUACCUGCUCUCCCUUCAAGACCUACAGUUGGAAGAUCUGAUCGAAGAUGAACAAAAAGAUGCUGAGGUUUCUAUCAGUCUCUGCAUUCAAAAGCAGCAUGCCAGCUUUGGUUUCUCAGUGGAUGGAAGGAUCCUCACAUCUUUCACCAGAAAAUGCAGCAACUGCUCUUCUCCAUUCUGCAGAGAGAUUGAUACCAACUUCAAUGUCUGGGUUCUGCCAUCCAACAAAGACAAUGGUGCAAUCCAGCUACCAGAAAUAGGAGGCGAUGACCCAUCAGUCAUCUAUGUGAAGCCAGGAUAUGAAGCCAAUCUUGAUUCAUUAAUACAGGACACCAUUAGGCUAACAACCUCUGUCAAAGACAUUUGCUCAGAGUCUUGUGAGAAAUCUGAAUUCACAUUGCAAUACAUUGGUGGACAGAAUGCAGCCUCUAUUGACAAGAGGUGGUCUAGACUCCUGGAGCUGAAGAAAGCAGCUUUAUGAUAAAUGCAUGCGUACAACUAUUUGAAACAAAAAAAAUAAUAUUCUUAUUUAGAUUAAAAAGAUUAGUUACCUUGUUAAUGCAAUGAAGUAAAACAUAGAACAAAUCUCUUGAGUUUUAAUCUUAAUUACACUUUCAUCCAUUGAAUAAAUUUAUCUUUCACUUCUUAUUUUCAA
Ricinus communis (castor bean) is the source of this 1488-nucleotide messenger RNA. Its product is annotated as large ribosomal RNA subunit accumulation protein YCED homolog 2, chloroplastic. Lineage: Eukaryota; Viridiplantae; Streptophyta; Magnoliopsida; Malpighiales; Euphorbiaceae. The record is from RefSeq and is a predicted model, not a curated record. Bases 502 to 1314 code for a protein of 270 amino acids. The transcript is spliced from 7 exons.